AUGGAUUAUUCCUACGACGACGAUCUGGACGAGUUGUGCCCGGUCUGCGGCGACAAGGUGUCCGGGUACCAUUACGGAUUGCUCACCUGCGAGAGUUGCAAGGGCUUCUUCAAGCGAACGGUGCAGAACAACAAACAUUACACGUGUACCGAGAGCCAGAAUUGCAAGAUCGACAAGACGCAGCGCAAGCGGUGUCCCUAUUGCCGGUUCCAGAAGUGCCUCGUUGUGGGGAUGAAACUCGAAGCCGUGCGCGCCGACCGCAUGCGGGGCGGCCGGAACAAGUUCGGGCCCAUGUACAAGCGGGACCGCGCCAUGAAGCAGCAGAAGAAGGCCCUGAUCCGCGCCAACAGUUUCAAAGUGGAGACGCCGGCCCCGCCGCCCAUCGUAUCCUCGGUUCAGGCGGCCGUGGAGUAUGGCUUGAGCCAUCACCCCCACCCUGGGGUGCCGAAGGCGAUGCCCUUGCCCAGCAAUGGCUCCAGUGGUGGCAGCAGUGGGAUAGGCAGCUUGGCCGCCAUGACGCCUGUCGACUACGAGCGCAGCUCCUACGGGACGCCCACGCUGGCCGUGCCCACGGUGCCCUUGGGGUACCACUACCCACCCUUCGCCAGCCGGGCCAUCAAGUCCGAAUUCCCGGACCCGUACGCGGCGCAUCCAAGCGAGGCGGCCCCGGCAGCGUACCCGUACCCGGAGGUCUACCCCAGUGGUGGCGGCGGCUCCCCAGCAACGGGGACCGACAUGCCGGAUGUGAUCCUGAAGCUGCUGCAGCAGGAGCCCGACGAGGCACAAGUCAAGGGCCGCAUCCUGUCCUGCCUGCAAGAGGAGCAGAGCAAGGGCCGCCACGACAAGCUCAGCACCUUUGGCCUCAUGUGCAAGAUGGCGGAUCAGACCCUCUUUGCCAUUGUGGAGUGGGCGCGUGGCUGCAUCUUCUUCAAAGAGCUGGAGGUGGGCGACCAGAUGAAGCUUCUGCAGAACUGCUGGAGCGAGCUGCUGGUCUUUGACCACAUUUUCCGCCAGGUGCAUUAUGGGAAGGACCGCAACAUCCUGCUGGUGACCGGCCAGGAGGUGGACAUGUCGACCGUUGCCUUGCAGGCGGGAUCCAUCCUGAACAGCUUGGUGCUGAGGGCCCAUGAGCUGGUGCUCCGAUUGCAUUCCCUCCAGGUGGACAGGCAGGAGUUUGUCUGCUUGAAGUUCCUCAUCCUCUUCAGCCUUGAUGUGAAAUUUGUGGAGAAUUCCAGCGUGGUGAAGGAAGCGCAGGAGAAGGUGAAUGCCGCUCUGCUGCAAUAUACCCUCUGCAACUACCCCCACGCCACCGACAAGUUCCGCCAGCUUCUGACGCACCUGGCCGACAUCCGAUCCCUGAGCAUGCAAGCGGAGGAAUAUCUCUACCACAAGCACCUGAGCGGCGACGUCCCCUGCAACAACCUCUUGAUUGAAAUGCUGCACGCUAAGCGGACUUGA
Molecule: messenger RNA, 1458 nt
Organism: Zootoca vivipara (common lizard)
Lineage: Eukaryota; Metazoa; Chordata; Lepidosauria; Squamata; Lacertidae
Gene: NR5A1
Product: nuclear receptor subfamily 5 group A member 1
Biological process (GO): tissue development; regulation of transcription by RNA polymerase II; hormone-mediated signaling pathway
Cellular component (GO): RNA polymerase II transcription regulator complex
Molecular function (GO): nuclear receptor activity; RNA polymerase II cis-regulatory region sequence-specific DNA binding; zinc ion binding
Source: RefSeq, a predicted model, not a curated record